AUGGGAUCUCCUAAUCAGUUUUCUGCCAAGUUGUCAAGUCCAGAUAAACUCGUUUGUACCGUAGAUGCUAACAGACGGAUAUUGGAGCUUCAAUUUCGAAAAAUAUACAGGGAAUGCCAUCGUGCGCUGCAUGAGUUAUCCACUAGAUAUCAGGAAUUAAAUGAACUCAUUGAAUACGACGUGUAUCUGCAACGGUCUUUUUCUACUGAUUAUGGUGAUCUUUAUGACAAGUUGUGCACAGCGCGCACACUCGUCAAAUGUUUCAAAUCUAAGACUUCUGAUUUCGUUAAUCUUCGUCAAAAAGAUUCCAGUGAGAUCACGAAAUUGUUAGAAAAAAUUGAAUCUGUUUUCACCAUGAGUAAAAAGAGAGAGGCUACCACCGCAGAAUCUUUACUAUGUCAGGAAGUAAACUUAUGGCGCGACUGCGUACAAAUGAAGAGUCAGCUGAACUCUUGGGAAGAGGAGAAUGAUAAAAAGAUUCAGCGUCGCAAGAAACACAUCAGUCCAUCCAGAAGACCGUUGAAACAGGUUUCGAUUCCACUAGAAGGAUCUACUACACCGCCAGAGGUUGCAGCCUUCCAACGCUUUCUUGAUCACAAUGGCGGACGUCUUGGACGUUGGACCCAGAUGGAGCAUUCGGUUUUUAUGCGAUUGUAUGCCACUAAGAGCCACAAACUACGUGUAAAAGAUAACGGGGAAAUAGCUACGAUGCAACCCGAAAAGUCGCGCACUUUUGACUGCUCACAAAGCCGAAUGGAUGAAAAUACAGCGGUCGAUUCAGACGGACAUGUUGAAAAAUAUCCUACAGCAUUCCAUCGAAUGGUGGCAGACGCGCUAGUCACUAGGACCCCUGAAGAAGUGCUGGAACACGAAUGUUGGUGGAAUCAGCUAAAGAGCCUGGAAAACGCAAAGCGUCAUGCAAUAAAGGUAUGGAGAGAGUCCCGCAACAAACUUGUCCGGAAUGUUAGAACCAAUCAAAUAUCAGAAAAUGCACAGGCUUCAAGGUCCGGUCAAUCUGCAAUCAUGGAGGAACGAGAAACUCAAAAAUCGGCUUUAAAGAAGUGGUGUGCACAUCGGAAACUGAAAUCCAAAGCCCGUGUGAAGGCUGGACUGGACUCCUCUGAAUGUGCAAGCAAAGCACAAGAAUUGAGGAUGAACAAGCGUCAAAACCUAUCAACCGCGGAGCCGGAUGGAAAUCGGUUCAUUCAAUGGGCGGAAUGCCAGAAACAGCAAGUAGCCACUGCGUCAAAAGCCUGACUGAUACGUACCGGUUUUCUAAGUUCAUUGAGCAAGCUCUGUAUGGUGCCUUACUGGAGAAGGCUGGAUCACUUCGAAACAUGAUCUUCAAGACGCACGAGACCAUACAAUGUAAAUAUAAAUUACACGAUGUUCUGCGAAUACCGUCGUUUUAAUUCUACCCGUGUGUAUGCCUUUAAAACCCUUUUGUUUAUUGCAAAAACGCAUGUUCGCGUUCCUUUCUCAAGGUUUUGUCAAGUAUUCCUAUUGUGCUAACAUGAACCG
This is a messenger RNA of Dicrocoelium dendriticum, 1521 nucleotides long. Lineage: Eukaryota; Metazoa; Platyhelminthes; Trematoda; Plagiorchiida; Dicrocoeliidae. The record is from the annotation of a GenBank genome assembly.